Molecule: messenger RNA, 1370 nt
Organism: Aphidius gifuensis
Lineage: Eukaryota; Metazoa; Arthropoda; Insecta; Hymenoptera; Braconidae
Exons: 3
Coding region: 150-476 (108 amino acids)
Source: RefSeq, a predicted model, not a curated record
UACGAGGCUCUCUAAAAACGUCAGUUGAUCAACAGACACUGAAACAGCCGGUUUUGCCGGCAAUUAUCACAAGGCAUUUUAUUUAUUUAUAAAAACAUUGUAAAAAUAAUUAUCAGUAUUUUGUGAUUCAUUUAAAACAUCAACAAAGUAUGGAAAGUGCAAUUGUUGAUUUGGAGCAAAGUGUCGACCAAGCUAAUGGUAAACUUGCAACAAUUACCUGGAAAAUUAAAACCUUUGAAGAACAAUUUCCAGACCCUGAUAAUGAGGUAUCUGUUUUGAGACUUGUUCGUUCAGUUCAUCAGGUCAAAGAAGAAUAUCAAACAUUACGUCAAGAAAUUUUGGAAGUCCAGCAACUCCAAAAACAGUUGACUGUUUCACUCAAAGCACAAGUCUCUCAGGUACAGGGACACUUUAAUAUACUGCGUGAAAAAAUUGUUAGGAGUAAAAAAGUUGCACAACUAAAACAAGAUUAUUAAAAUCUCAAUUAUAAUUAACUUUUUUUUUUGUUUUUUUUACUCAAAUAAUUACUUUAUAUUUAUAAUUUAAUUUUAAAAAAGUAUUGAGUUGAUCAAUCAUGAUGAUAUUUUAAUUUUAUGAUAAUAAAAAUAAAAUUUUAAAAAUCAAUUUAUACUAGAAAAAAAAAAAAAAAUCAUCAACGGUAAUUUAUUAAAUUGUUAAACACAAUUAAAAUUAUAUUUUAGAAUUAAAUUAAAAUCUACAAAAUUGGUUGAGAAAUAACAUUCAAAGUGAAUAAUAAAAUUACAAUUAAGUUCAAGAAAAAAAAAAAGGAAAUUUACAAUCGUAGGCCGUAGCUGAAUGAAAAUGAAUAAAAAUAAAUUAUUGAAAAGUAAAAUAAAAUCACGAGCAAGAUAAAAAUGAAAUUUAAAAAAUAAAAUUGCCUUAAUGAACAAUGAUUAAAAAAAUUAAAACUAAAUUGUCAAGAGAAAAUUUUUUAUUCUUUGUUUUAAACAAAAUCUCACAUGUUUCUUCAAUUAAUUCAUAUUUAUUGUUAACAACUUAAUUGUUAAGUUUGUUAUUAAUUAUUCAUUUUUUAUUUCAAUAAAUAAGGACCAAAAUAAUCCUUUAGUUGAGGAAUUCUAGGAACCAAUAUCGAAUAUCAUUGUCUUAGUCGACAAACUAGAUAUUUAUUUAUUAGUAAUUACAACAAUUAUAUUUAUUAAAAUAAGUUAUAAGUAGACAAUAUUCUAUGUAUACACUCAUGAGAAGAAUGGUCUGGAACGCAUUCUAAUUUUGUGCCAAAGCACUUUUUUUUUUCUUUUUUUAUUUCCUUUUAAUGAAAAGAACUUUUUGUUUUUUUUUUCUUUUCUAUCUUUUCUAUAUACCCGUGAAUUUUACAUUCUCAUUUUGUG